Messenger RNA from Fraxinus pennsylvanica, 375 nucleotides. The record is from the annotation of a GenBank genome assembly. Lineage: Eukaryota; Viridiplantae; Streptophyta; Magnoliopsida; Lamiales; Oleaceae.
AUGACCAUUUUAUGGUGUGUAAGUACAGAGGAUAGGAAUAACUCAGAAAAGUUGACACUUGCUGUCCUCUCUCAUUUGCCUACUGCUGUACUUUAUGUCCACGAUCUAUCUGGAGAAUGUGGGACUUCACCUUCUGAUCAGUUUGUCAUUUACAAGGAAAUACGGGAGAGAUUCCUCGACCAUCUUUGGCUUGAUGUUGUCUCUAAAUGUGAUCUGCUUCAAGAGUCUCCUGUUGUCUUCAUCACGGAAGCUGGUAAUGUUGAUCAUCUGGAGCUGGCAAAGUAUCGUGAGGUGGGACCUGAUGGAGCUUUCCGUGUAUCAGUUAAGAGUGAAGUUAGUAUUGAUGAGGUUCGUCUCUUGGCUUCAACUUCUUGA